Xyrauchen texanus (razorback sucker) is the source of this 1299-nucleotide messenger RNA. RefSeq lists its product as uncharacterized. Bases 359 to 1252 code for a protein of 297 amino acids. The record is from RefSeq and is a predicted model, not a curated record. The transcript has 15 exons. Lineage: Eukaryota; Metazoa; Chordata; Actinopteri; Cypriniformes; Catostomidae.
UCGUGCACUUAUGCGCGUGAGCUAUGCUAAUGAGUGAUCUUCAGCGUCGUGAUCAAGUGUCUACACAGCAUCGCCAAUUAACGGACUCUUGAUCGAUUUUCAUCUGAUUUUUGAGCUACAUACACCCCAAAGGCUCUUUUCAGAGCCAAGGCCCAUAUUACACAGCGUCUUUGCCUUUGUACAAGGAGAGGAGAACGCUCGUGCUGCUGGAGAAGAGCCACUUCACUGGCAGAGUCAUAGCAGAGGCAAUGUUCAGCCCCACUCAUAAUCCAGAUCCUGUCGAGUUUACAGCUCCAACUCAGUGACAAACAGGGAGCAGCCUGUAGCCCACCCAACCUUCCAUCAAAGGAGCAAGCCUAUGUCAGUAAGAAGAAAGCUGGCCCACCCUCCCACCCCUUGUUUAACUGCUCCAGCCCAUCCCACAUCAUCGUAUAGUGAAGAGGCGGCAGUUCAUAUUCAAGAGGCGCCGGGACUGGAGGAUUGGAGGACUGAAGGCUUUCCUGACUUGACACCGGAUAAUAACGGCCUGUGUGCUUUGCAGCAGCCUCCACGCCACCCUCUUCCAGGGAUCCUUCAGAGGACUAGCGAUUUGCCACAAGAUGAUUGGCAGCAAGACACACCAAGUGAUGAAGGGAUGUUCUCUCCUGAAUUGUCUGUGAACACCAACAUGCCGCAGUGUCAUGAAACCCCUCUAUCCCGUCCAGGCCUUCCACACAGGACCCCUCAAAGUCAAAGAUUUGCCAGAUCAGCUCCUGCUGGAUGCACAGCUGUUGAAAGGCUCCUUUUGGAGCAGGUCGGAGAACUGCAGCUUAAAAUGGAUCAUGUAAUCAAACUACUUCAAAAAAACAAUUCGAUUCCUCAUGAAGAUUUUAAUUUGAACAUGCUACCACUGCUCACGCUGCAAGACCUGGAGAAUUUUGAAGACAAACUUCGGACCGACAGCACCUUUAAGAAGAAAGUGAUAACUAAACUGUCAUUGUCUGGUGGCAAGAAUUUAAAGGAAACAGUUUGGAGAGUCUGCACUAAAAUAUUUGAACAGAAUCUUGCAACUCAGCUGAACUGGUGCGGUAGGGGUCAGAAGACAGGCCUUAAAUCACGGCCUAUUCAUCAGGUACUCCUGAGUGCUGUGUUAAGAAAUCCUGCCCAACAAAAUUCCACUGAGGCAGAUGUAGAGAUGGCUGUAAGAAACUGGCUGCGGCUGAGCAGGGACAGGAAUGGGGGGCGGCAAAGGCGGGGCGAGCAAGCAUUUUAAAGUGAAAAAAUUGAUUGGGCUGAUUUUUCUUGAUUAACUAUUUUGGA